This is a messenger RNA of Thyridium curvatum, 945 nucleotides long. RefSeq lists its product as uncharacterized. Gene Ontology annotation, biological process: mycotoxin biosynthetic process. The record is from RefSeq and is a predicted model, not a curated record. Lineage: Eukaryota; Fungi; Ascomycota; Sordariomycetes; Thyridiales; Thyridiaceae. The transcript is spliced from 3 exons. Bases 1 to 945 code for a protein of 314 amino acids.
AUGCCUAACGGCGCGCAUGUCUCACUCCCCAAAGCUGUUCCGUCAUACGUGGAGACUAAGCAUAGUGAGGAUGACGAUGAGGCACGCAGCUUCCUGCACCGGAAUUAUGUGCGGCACUAUGCUGUGAAGAAUCACAAGACGCUAACCACGCUGACUAUCCUUAACGGUGUCUUCUUCUUCCUCACGGGCGUCUUCUUUUCCGUCUGGUUCCAUGAGAGAUAUGUCGUCCGCAAUGCCGACAUCCGCCGCACAUCAAGCUACAGCCCCAUUCUCGACAUGGUCGAUCUUGGUGGUAGCAUAAAGAAGUUCAACGGCACACUAUUCCCUCCUAAGCACCCAUCCCUGGGCAGACAGAUGCCCAAUGCAGCCGCCGAUCAGAUUUGGGAGGAGCUGGAACUGACGCGAGUCCUGCCCGUCUCUCGUGCCGACAUCAUACGGAUGGGCAAGGAUCCGUCCACGGUGGCCAAGCUCGAAGACAGUGUUUGGGGCCUGGGCGAUGAUGCCUACGUGACGGUGCUGGAUGUCUACCACCACCUUCACUGUCUGAAUUCGCUGCGCCGCAUCGCUUACGGGGCAUACUAUUCUGAGGAGAUGGGCAACGCGACCCGCGCGUCCAUGACCGAGAUCCACAUCAACCACUGCGUCGACAUGCUGGCUCAAGCGCUGCAGUGCAGCGGGAACGUCAACCUGAUCACGAUGCACUGGGUUGAAACGCAGGUGUAUCCGUUUCCCGACAUGUCGGUGAACCGAAAGUGCAUCGAUUUUGAGAAGCUGACGGAAUGGCGGCGGGAGAACACAAUAGACAUGGACAAGUACGUCGAGGUCAUGAAGAAGCCAGAUGGAGUGGCGCAGCUCCCUGCACCGGAUGCGCUCUAUGCAUACCACGGCUCGAGAAACCCCAACCAUGAAGGCGGGAAGGACAUGGACAAGGACUUUAACCUGUAG